AUGACGUCGGCGAUGCGGGACGCGAAGGCGUCGCUGCGUGACUUUUCGAGCGACGAUUUCGAUCGCGUGCGGUGGAUUAACGAGCAAACGCGCGCGCGAAUCGGCGACGCGGGAGGGAGCGGGCGCGACGCGACGGCGCGGGAUGGAUCGGCGGUGGUGGCGCGCGCGGUCGGAGAGGGGACGCGAGGGACGAGCGCGUCGCCGUUGGAACGAUUUUUGGCGGAUUUGGAACUGCAGCUGCAGUUGCUCGGCGAAGAUCUGUCGAUGUCGCUGGAAGAGCGCUCGCGCGAGGGUGUCGCGCGCGUGCCCAAGGCGGUGAAGGAGAUAGAAGUCGUCGAGGGGCGGGUGAAGCGUCUGCACGAGGAAGUGCGAGGGAUAUUGGAUCGAUUGGACGAGGUGGAGUCGGAGUCGCGCGCGAGCGUGGAAGCGCUGCGACAGCUCGACGCGGCGAAACAACGCAUGGAGAGCGCGCGAGAGACGCUGCAGGAGGCGAAUGGACUAGCAGAUUUGAUGGCGAGUGUGGACGGGAUCUUUGCGAGCGGGAAUAUUCGUAACAUGUCCGAGUCGUUGGCGCGGAUGAAGCGCGGUUUAGCCGUCGUGGGCGACGUGCCAGAAUUCGCCGACGGGCAAGACAAGGUGAACGCGUUCGAGCACAAGCUCGAGGCGAUCGUCAGACCGGCCUUGAUCACGGCGUUGGAGUCACAAAACAGCACGGCGGCUCGCGAACAUCGCGACGUGUUGCGCACUACCGGCCGCGGUUCGGCGUUGGAGAGCAUUUAUGCGGACACGCGCGUGACGUCUCGCAUGCUCAAGCAGUGGAAGUCGCGCGAGCGCGAUGCGACGACGACUGACGCUGGGAGGCUGGACGCUUCGGUGCAUAUGAUCGAUGAAUUCUUGAAGUAUUGCGCCACCGCUCUCAAAGAGGAGAUAUCUUGGUGCUCGAGUACGUUCCCCGAAGACGCCGUGCUUUUGAUUCCGUUGUCUUGGUGUUCGCUUCACACCACGCUCGAAACGUCCAUCACGGAGAAGCUCAGCUCGCUAACGCUCGAGCAACUCGUCUCGGCUCGAAAUUCGUUCCAAACGUACGUCGAAGACGUUGGGAUAGCGUUUACAAAACUCGCCGGCGACGCUGCAGCGCACGCGAACGCCGACGCCGUCAAGGGCGCCAUCGGCGACGCGUUGAUGGCGAUUGUCGAGCCUUUCAUCGCGGUUGAGCAGCGUUUCGGCCAGCUCGCGCUUGCAGACAUACGAACUACUUUAGAUUCUUCGGUAAACAUCCCUGAGGCACAGUCUAUUGCGACGUCGGACGACUUGACCGCAGUUAUACAAAGCGUGCUCGCCACGCUGCCGAAAGCCAUCGACGUCUUCGGCGUCGUCAUAGACAGAUGCGAGGCGAUUACCGCUGGCGUUGAGACGAUGACUUGCAUUCAUGCGAUUGAAAGUGGAAUGGAACACUACGUCGAUUUAGUCGCGCUCGUCCUUCGUGACUUGAGAAACGCGGCCGGUUUGAUUGACUCGACCGCGACGAACAUGAACUCAAACACGACUUCCGCGGGCGAAGAAUUCAUCAGAGGAUCGCUCAGUAUGCUGGACAUGAUCAACGCCAUCCCGAACGCACUGUUAGAUUUCGAGUCCGAUCUACGUGCAAAGCUUCUGAAGCUUCGAGCGACGCUGCGACCGGCUUUGGAUGUUACUUUGGAGCUUGGUGACGGACCAAAAAGCCGUACGCUCCUCGGUUUGAGCAUCGCGGCGCACGCGGCGCGAUCACGAAAGUUGGCCACGUUCCUUGACAAGGUGGCGGAUGCCGCGGUGAAGCACUCGCUCGAUGGAUCCAUAAUUCCGGUCGGUGCUGAGCACAUGAACGCUCUGACUAGAUCACUCGAAAAAUUCGUGUACGACACUCUCCUCGGGCGGGUGUCGCUCGAACUCAAGGGAAUCAGCACGUCUGAGGUUUGGAGCGCCAAACCUGCCGAGAGCGCGUAUAAACUCCCGACGUUUAGCGCUUAUCCGCAAGAGCGAAUGACGAAUGCAGGUGAAUAUCUGCUUUCAUUGCCGCAGCAUCUGGAUAACAUGCACGACGACGACUUGGCUCGCGCGACGUCGCUUUCGGGCGACUCGAAUGCGGCGCAAGAGCCGGCGACUUCCGAGGCGUGGAUUGCGAAAAUCGCCGAAGCGAGUGCUGAGUUGCUCUUGAAAGAAGUGCGUGCCAUCGCGUCGCUCACCGACCAAGGCGCUGCGCAGUUGUCGGCGGAUUUGGAGUAUUUUUCGAACAUAGUUGCAGCGCUCUCACUCGCGCCACCCAGCGCGCUCAUCGCCUGGUACAAGUGCGCGAGCGCGCCUCGCGACGAAUACGAAGAUUUUGCACGCGCUGCGACUUCAGAGGGCAUCGACGUGCGCGUCGUGCGAGCCGCCGCGGCGACGCGAGGGAUUAAGUUAAGUAGUUCUUUGUAA
Ostreococcus lucimarinus CCE9901 is the source of this 2451-nucleotide messenger RNA. RefSeq lists its product with no specific name. Bases 1 to 2451 code for a protein of 816 amino acids. Lineage: Eukaryota; Viridiplantae; Chlorophyta; Mamiellophyceae; Mamiellales; Bathycoccaceae. Gene Ontology annotation, cellular component: COG complex. The record is from RefSeq and is a predicted model, not a curated record. Gene Ontology annotation, biological process: Golgi organization; intracellular protein transport; retrograde vesicle-mediated transport, Golgi to endoplasmic reticulum. The transcript has a single exon.